UGCAUAAUUUACUAAUGACAUUUCACACAUACUUUAAUAACUCCCUCUCUUUCUUUUUAAAAGUUCCACCUACAUCACGUGUAGUAAAAAAGUUACGGUGGGUGAAUGUGGCGUUUCUGUAACAAACAAGGUAAAUGUACUAGUACGGAGGUAAACACUAGUCAAGGGGCACAACUCCUACCAUCUCUUUUAUUGUCACUUCAUUCAUUUCAGAAUUUGUGCCUAGCGUCACAGUAAACCAAUGGCGAGCACCGUAAAGAAUCCACUACAAGACAAACUGGAAGAGACCAUCCGUCACACUCUGGUGGGCUUGGCUCUGUCCAUGUCCUACGAGCUGGGGAUCUUGGAGGCUCUGGUCAUGUCAGAUACGCCCAUGACAUCACAGGAGAUAGCAGACGCCAAGCAACUGAAAGAGAGAUACGUGCGUGAGCUAUUGAACAGCCUGGUGUGUGCGCAGAUAGUUGACAUCGAAUGCCAUGACAACGGCUACUACUACACCGUUGACAAAGAGUUAAGUCCCAUCCUUCUGGGCCACAGCCUACCAAAUAUGGCCGGCAUAUCGUCUGUUGCUGUGCGGUUCGAGCCUGUUAUGAAAUGUGUGAGGAAAGACGGACCGUACGGAUUUCCCUACACAGGGACAAUAGAAACUGUCACGUGUUUAAACCAGGUCAGCUCCCUCAUGUUCAACACAGAGGUCAACAUUAUCCUAGCCAACACACCUGGGCUGAAGGACAAACUUGAGGCUGGCAUCAACGUGAUCGAGAUAGGUUGUGGGAUGGGGACGUUCAUUUCACGUCUGGCCCAGCGUUUUCCCGCCAGUACAUUUACAGGCUCAGAUUACUCCAAUAUUUGUUUGGAAAAAGGGAGAGAAGCGAUAUCAGCCUUGAACCUACCAAAUUUAUCCAUGAUCCAACUUGAUGUGUUUGAUAUACCAGAAGAGAUGUACGGCAAAUAUGACUUGGUCGUCACCCGCGAGGUCAUCCACUGUCUGCCUGAUCCAACCCUGGGUCUGACCAAUAUCCGGAAACUGCUCCGACCCGGAUGUUAUUACGUCAUGACUGAAAUGGGCCCGGAAGAUGACGUCAUGUUAAACAAAGAUGAGCCUAGAGCAGCAGCCUUGUACUCUGUGAGCGCCUUCCACUGUGUCCCCCAGACCUACCUAGACGACACGUCCACCACCCACGGCAUACUGUGGGGGAAGGAUACAACCAUUCGUUACGCUAAAGAAUCUGGUUUCAGACUUGUUGGUUGCCAUCCUCAUUCUAAAAUAUUUGUGGUUUAUAUUUUGGAAGUUGAUAAUAAUCAAGCUGAUAAUUGAACAAGACGAAUAUAUACAUAUAUAUAUAU
Messenger RNA from Physella acuta, 1347 nucleotides. RefSeq names its product S-adenosylmethionine-dependent methyltransferase Rv2258c-like. NCBI's taxonomy places the organism in Eukaryota, Metazoa, Mollusca, Gastropoda, Physidae. The record is from RefSeq and is a predicted model, not a curated record.